Guyanagaster necrorhizus is the source of this 968-nucleotide messenger RNA. Its product is annotated as SRA-YDG. The record is from RefSeq and is a predicted model, not a curated record. Gene Ontology annotation, molecular function: ubiquitin protein ligase activity. Gene Ontology annotation, biological process: protein ubiquitination; negative regulation of gene expression via chromosomal CpG island methylation. Bases 210 to 767 code for a protein of 185 amino acids. The transcript has 10 exons. Lineage: Eukaryota; Fungi; Basidiomycota; Agaricomycetes; Agaricales; Physalacriaceae.
CAAGAAGAAUACUCGCCACAGAACAGGACGCCGAGGUCCUCUGAAAGCGGCCUAUUGACAACCGUGGUGAGAACAAAGAAAGAAAAGAGCCAUUGUGCUGACGAAGCGCACGUGACGGUGCCGCGCUGGGAGCACGCGUCACCUAAUUAGAUUUAUUGUUCUCUUUCACUCACCAUCCUUGCCACUCUCAUUCAUACUAACGACCAACAAUGGAGGCUAUGCGCAAGCGAUUCAUGGACGAAAUGCCACCCUGGGUCAAGCACAAUAAAUUUGGAGACAUCGACGGCUACCCGGUAGGAUCUCACUGGAAUACCAGGAAAGAGUGUGCAAACGCCGGCGUGCAUACUCAACAUACCGCAGGAAUAGUUGGCAGUCUUCAUGAGGGCGCAAUCUCGGUCUGCACGUCCAGAUAUUACGGCGAUGAUGAUCUUGGGGACGUUCUAAUCUACGUUGGUACCGGAGGGCAACGGAGUCAAUUUGGCAUACCCACCGGGGAACAGAUCGAAAAUCAGUCCUUUUUGCACCCCAGCAAUGCGGCUCUCGCUCUAUCCAAAGAGAAGGGCAAUCCAGUGAGAGUGAUUCGCGGACCUGGCAAAUCUGUAUAUGCACCCGUUCAGGGGUAUCGAUAUGAUGGCCUGUACACGGUCGAAGAUUAUUGGUACGACAAGGGGCCUGAAGGAUUCCUACAGUGCAAGUUUAGGCUCGUCCGCAAACCGGGUCAACUCCCUCUGCCUCGCCCCUCCGCCAAAGGGUCGAGGAAGUUCUAGUCAACUUGAAUGAUGACGAUACCUCCAUUUAUUCAUCGUUCCUCCCAUCUUUUUCCAUUGGUUAAUAAUGUAGAGUAGAGUAACGGACAUGUAUGAUACUCUGCGCCCCCGUGGUGGGCUAAUUGAUUAGUUUGAUUCUGCGGUUGGCCGAAGCCGUGGCCCUGACAUGGGUGAUGCAGGUCUGGUGCCCAGCAAUACAGG